This is a messenger RNA of Aspergillus nidulans FGSC A4, 1644 nucleotides long. RefSeq lists its product as uncharacterized. The coding region runs from base 1 to 1644 and encodes 547 amino acids. The record is from RefSeq and is a predicted model, not a curated record. Gene Ontology annotation, cellular component: nucleus. The transcript has 3 exons. NCBI's taxonomy places the organism in Eukaryota, Fungi, Ascomycota, Eurotiomycetes, Eurotiales, Aspergillaceae.
AUGUUCAGCAUCGAACCGCCCUCAAAGCGUCCGCGACUUGAUCAGCCUUCUCAGACUCACUCUCGAUCUCACUCUUACUCGGCCGAGUUCCUAGAUGAAACGACUGGUGCUGAAGAGUGUGCGACCCUGCCUUCAGCAAACACAAGACCUCCCGAAUCAAGCACAACGUCUAAUCACGACGUUUUCCACUCCUCGCCGGGUAGCUGGUAUCAAGAUGGCUUCUCGCAAGACCCGGGAUUCCUUGCGUCGCAGGAAGAACUGCGUGCUAUUCUCUUUACGCUUGCCAAUUCGGCAGCACCAACACGCGCGAGUAGUCCUGAAGCCGGGAAGAAAGCACCAGAGCUAGACUUGAGGACGAGUACGUCGCCGUCUACGACGGUAACGAGACCGUAUCAUCAUUAUCAGACCCAUCAAGAGCAGCGGAGGACCGCAGCCCCGUCGAGAUCCCCCCUGUCCAGCCGGAGGAGGAUCGAGUAUCUGAAGAACUAUGUCGCAGAAAUUGCGCCCUGGCUCGACAUGUUUGACUCUAGCUGUACCUUCCGGCAACAACUUCCCGCGCUUUCACACUCGUUCCCUGCCCUGCUUUACGCAAUCCUCGCCAUCUCCGCACGUCAGAUGGAGCGCAAGUCCGGGACUCAGGGCUGGUGCGACAGCCUCGAGCUUUACCAAGAGGCAAUCCGACUCCUGAGUCCACUGAUCCAGGUGCGCGACCCGAAGAUCGUGGCGGCGUGCGUGCUCCUCUGCUGUCUGGAGAUGAUGUCCGCCCGGGCUCAGGACUGGCAUCGACAUCUGGAAGGUUGUGCUGCCUUGUUUGAGGCGAGUGGAAUUCAUGGAUUCUGUGGAGGAUUGCUACAGGCUGUUUUCUGGUGCUAUGCGCGGAUGGAUCUCUGCGGUGCGCUUAUAUCAGACGGGACGAGGACGACAGUUCUACACCCCUCCAAAUGGCUCCCAGUGGGCUGCCAGGAAGAAGAUGCAUACAGACUUUUCAAGGAAGCACGAACCCCGGAUAUGCAUGCCAACUACGCCGUGUACCUUGCCGUCAAAACAACCGAGCUUGUCUCCAACCGUACCAAGUUCAUUGAACUAGGCGAAGCCAACGGCUGCACGACGGAGGUCUUCGCCACACGCUGGGGAUCUCUCUGGGACGAGCUCCAAACCUGGCUAGCCGAACGGCCCCCUGAACUCCUUCCCAUCCAAACAAUCCCCCGAAAGCCAUUCCCAUACAUCCUCUUCGUUCACUGGGCCGCUAUCUCCUCAAACCAGCUAUACCAUACCGCUUGCAUACUGCUGCUGAAAAUGAUGCCCAAAGGGUUGCGGAUUCCGCGAUCUCCUACAUUGUCCCUACUAUGGCAUGCGCGCAGAAUCUGUGGAAUAUCAAUCAGCAAUAAGCAUCAAGGCUGCUUGAACAACGCGAUCCAGCCGCUCUGGAUUGCGGGGCGACUGUUCAGUCAUGCCUCGGAACAUGAGCAAAUUGUCAAUACUAUUCGAGGCAUUGAGGCCGAGACCGGCUGGGGUGCUUGCUGGCGAAUUCGUGAUUUGGAGCUUGCGUGGGGGUAUGCCGUCAGUGGUGAUCGUCGAGAGAUGAUAAAUCAGCAAUUCUCGGCGUCCAUGGAUGGAGAUGCACAUCAAGUCAGCAGCAUAUAG